Messenger RNA from Trichogramma pretiosum, 412 nucleotides. Its product is annotated as histone H4. Gene Ontology annotation, molecular function: structural constituent of chromatin; protein heterodimerization activity; DNA binding. The transcript has 2 exons. NCBI's taxonomy places the organism in Eukaryota, Metazoa, Arthropoda, Insecta, Hymenoptera, Trichogrammatidae. Bases 21 to 332 code for a protein of 103 amino acids. Gene Ontology annotation, cellular component: nucleosome. Gene Ontology annotation, biological process: nucleosome assembly. The record is from RefSeq and is a predicted model, not a curated record.
AGCAUCUACAAUUUGAAAUCAUGACUGGUCGCGGAAAGGGUGGAAAAGGAUUGGGAAAAGGAGGAGCAAAGCGUCACAGGAAGGUGUUGCGUGAUAACAUCCAGGGAAUCACGAAGCCAGCAAUUCGCCGUCUCGCUCGUCGAGGUGGUGUCAAGCGUAUUUCUGGCUUGAUCUACGAAGAGACUCGUGGUGUCCUCAAGGUCUUCCUUGAGAACGUCAUCCGUGAUGCCGUCACCUACACCGAACACGCCAAGCGCAAAACCGUCACUGCUAUGGACGUUGUCUAUGCUCUUAAGAGACAAGGUCGCACCCUCUACGGUUUCGGAGGUUAAGAAUCUGAACUGAAUCAAAACGGCCCUUUUCAGGGCCACAAAAAUUUAAAACGUAUAGGUACGAUCCUAGCCCUCACCGA